AGUUCAGCUGCGAGCAACAAGGUAGAGAAGUUGUUGAAGCCACCAUGAAUGCCGAUCCGCCCAAGGAUGGCAGCGCCAAGAACGACGCCUCUCCCGAGCUGAUGGCCCUGGAGGAGGAGCCAGAGGAGGCAGCUCCAGCGCGACAGAAGGAGGAGGAGGAGACAACCAAGCCAAAGCCUCCGAUGGCUUCCAUUUGCAAGAUGUUUUCCAUGAUGAACUGCACUGAGGCUUUGGUCUUGUUGGUGGGCACGCUGGGCGCCGUGGGCAAUGGGGUCGCCCAGCCGUUGCUUUGCAUCGUCUUCGGUGACCUCAUCGACUCCAUGGGCACCAACACCGUG
Effrenium voratum is the source of this 338-nucleotide messenger RNA. Lineage: Eukaryota; Dinophyceae; Suessiales; Symbiodiniaceae. The record is from the annotation of a GenBank genome assembly.